Messenger RNA from Suricata suricatta (meerkat), 463 nucleotides. RefSeq names its product HLA class II histocompatibility antigen, DQ alpha 2 chain-like. The transcript has 2 exons. Gene Ontology annotation, cellular component: MHC class II protein complex. Gene Ontology annotation, molecular function: MHC class II protein complex binding. The annotation marks the transcript as partial. NCBI's taxonomy places the organism in Eukaryota, Metazoa, Chordata, Mammalia, Carnivora, Herpestidae. The record is from RefSeq and is a predicted model, not a curated record. Gene Ontology annotation, biological process: positive regulation of T cell activation; immunoglobulin production involved in immunoglobulin-mediated immune response; antigen processing and presentation of exogenous peptide antigen via MHC class II.
UGCCCCUUCCUCACCACAGAGGUUCCUGAGGUGACUGUGUUUCCCAAGUCUCCUGUGACACUGGGUCAGCCCAACACCCUCAUCUGCCUUGUGGACAACAUCUUUCCUCCUGUGAUCAAUGUCACAUGGUUGAAGAAUAGACUCUCAGUCACAGAAGGUGUUUCUGAAACCAGCUUCCUCGCCAAAAAGGAUCAUUCCUUCUAUAAGAUAAGUUACCUCACCUUCCUGCCUUCUGCUGAUGAUAUUUAUGACUGCAAGGUGGAGCACUGGGGCCUGGACGAGCCGCUUCUCAAACACUGGGAACCUCAGGUCCCAAUCCCUAUGUCGGAGCUGACAGAGACUAUGGUCUGUGGCCUGGGACUGGCCAUGGGCCUUGUGGGCAUCGUGGUGGGCACUGUCUUCAUUCUCCAAGGCCUGAGCUCAAGUGGUGCCUCUGGACAUCAAGGGCCUUUGUGAGUCGCAC